AUGCUGCUCACGAGGUUUUGGCGCGCGGCUGUGGCUGCUGCAGCCUUGGCUCUCGUUGCCGCGCAAGACGACGAAUCCCCCAACGGCCAGUCCACCUUCGUCUCCCCCGGCGGCGACGUCUCGUUUGCCUUCACCGUCCCCGACAAUGGCAACACCGAUGUCUUCUUCACCAUGCGCGCCCACGUCGACAACUCGUGGGCCGCCGUCGGCCUCGGCAGCGACGACAUGAAGGGCGCCCUCUUCCUCAUGGUCUACCGCAACGACCGCGGCGACAACGUCACCUUCUCCCCCCGCCUCGCCUACGGCAACUACGAGCCCCAGCACUACCCGGAGCUGCGCUACGAGCUGCUCCCCGGCACCGGCGUCAUCGACGACCACAUGGUCCUUGUCGCCAAAUGUAUCGAGCACUGCCGCAGCUGGCCCGCCGCCGACUCCAACAGCGGCUACAUUGACGUCUCGUCGCCCAACCAAAAGGCCAUCUAUGCCCUCGGCCCCAGCGAGGGCUUCCGCAGCAACAGUCCCGCCGCCGACCUCAAGUUCCACCGCGAGUUUGGCGUCUUCACCAUCGACAUGAAGCGCACCCAGGGUAGCCCCGACGCCCCCAUUCUCGACGCAAAGUCAAAGGCUGUCGGCACCUCGCUCGACUACCGCAAGACGCACAAGUCAGACUACAAGGCCGGCCUGCACGGCGCCUUCAUGGCAAGGUGGCAUGGCGUCAACCAGGCCGUUGGCGUGGCUGGUGUCCUUGCCGGUCUCGCCCUCGGCAUCCUGACCAGCUUCAACUACCAGAGGUCGCGAGGCUUCCGGUCCUAUCACCAAAUCUUCGGCUUCGUCAUUGUCGGCUUCAUCCUCGGCCAGUUCACACUCGGCGUCCUUCACCACCAAAAGUUCCGCAAGACCAAGGCGCCCACCAAGUUUGGCAUGGCUCACCUUUGGCUGGGAAGAAUCAUCCUCUUCCUCGGCACGCUCAACGCGUUUUUUGGCUUCACCUUUGCCCUCAACCGCAAGUUCGGCAUGGUGCUCGCCGGGCUCAUCAUCCUCGGCGCCUUUGCCAUCCUCUUCCUCUCCGUCGGCCGGCAAUUUCUGUUCAAGAAGAAACGGACCCGGGGCGCGGGCGACCCGCUCGGCGGCGUCCCCACCGGCUACCAAGCGCAGCCCUGGCGAGCGGAUCAGCAUCCCCCCCCGGGAGCAGGCUACCCGUCAGAACCCCCACCAGGCUACGAGCCCCCGUCGCAGCAGAUUGGCCUCCAGCCAGUCUCCCACUCGCCCGCGGCACCUUCGCCGUGGAAGAGCUCGGACGCAAAGGACUACGAGGAUCACCCCGCUCUGGGGGGUGCGCAGCGGCCUAGGGAGUUUGCCUGA
Hirsutella rhossiliensis is the source of this 1362-nucleotide messenger RNA. RefSeq names its product cytochrome domain of cellobiose dehydrogenase. NCBI's taxonomy places the organism in Eukaryota, Fungi, Ascomycota, Sordariomycetes, Hypocreales, Ophiocordycipitaceae. The record is from RefSeq and is a predicted model, not a curated record. Bases 1 to 1362 code for a protein of 453 amino acids. The transcript is spliced from 5 exons.